Messenger RNA from Ceratosolen solmsi marchali, 384 nucleotides. Its product is annotated as Neuropeptide-like precursor 3. Lineage: Eukaryota; Metazoa; Arthropoda; Insecta; Hymenoptera; Agaonidae. The record is from RefSeq and is a predicted model, not a curated record. Bases 87 to 317 code for a protein of 76 amino acids. The transcript has 2 exons.
AUUUCAAGUAUAUAAGGACAAGUUUGCCACAGACAAGACAUACUGUUCUCUUAUCGAGCAACCAGAAUACUCCACUCUUGAUCAACAUGUUCAAGCUGUUCUUACUAGCUGCUAUCUUAACUUUAUCUGCUGCUUCACCAGCUCCUGUAGCAGCUCCGGCUCCAGAACCUAAACCCGGCUCCAUUUUAGCUGCUCCGGCUUAUUCACCUAGCUACAUCGCCCCAGCCCCAGCAAUUGCUUACAAUGCUUAUACUCCCCUGACCUAUUCAUAUGGAGGCUACGCGCUUCCCUACUACAGGACCGGAUAUUUACUUUGAAUGCUGAUACCUAAUACAGAAAACUACGUACAAAUAAUGAACAUACUUAAAUACUGGUAGGAUUCAG